CUGUUAUCUUUGUAAAUUAAACAAUGUUUUAAUAAAAAUAAAUUUUUAAAAAUGAUUAACUCUAAUGUUGUGUACUAUACAUAUUUUACAUGCACUUAUUCAAGUGUGUUUUAUAAAUUAUUCCUAGUAACAUAUGUGUUAAUGAAAUGUACAGAGUAUUAUAAUUUUUCAUUAUUUUUUCCCGAGUCACUUCUUUACGUAUGUAAAUAGAUAAAAAACUGAUAUAAACUUUAGUUAGGAUUUGAAAUUACAAAAUUUUAGUUAUUAUUACAUAAAGAUGUUUGCUCGAAUUUGUAUGAAUGGAAUUAAUUCUAAAAUAUCAAUUUCAUUCCCCGUACUAAGGAACAUUAGAAACUAUCCUCCUAUGAUGUCCAAGUUUGAUCUUCCUGAUAUUUUGAAAGGCAAUGAAAAGUCUGUAUGGGUUGAAUACAUUCAACUUGCUUUAAAAUAUAAACCAUUGAAUUUGGGACAAGGAUUUCCGGAUUUUCAUGCCCCUGAAAGUGUAACAAAGGCUUUAAGUGAUACAGCUAUAAGUGAAAAUCCUCUUUUAAAUCAAUAUACUAGAGGAUUUGGUCAUCCUCGUUUAGUAAAUGCAAUUGCCAAAUUAUAUUCAAAGCUCUUGAAUCGUGAUUUAGAUCCAAAUAAUGAAGUUAUUGUUACUGUGGGUGCGUAUGAAGCUUUGUAUUGUACAAUUAAGAGCCAUACAAAUCCUGGCGAUGAGUGGAUAAUUAUCGAACCCUUUUUUGAUUGCUACAUGCCUAUGGUGAAAAGUGCUGGUGGAGUACCUAGGUUCAUUGCGUUAAAACCAAUAAAUACAAAUGGUCCUUUAAGUUCAGCAGACUGGGUAUUUGACGAACAAGAAUUAGAAAAUCUGUUUAAUGAGAAAACUAAAGGAAUAAUUAUUAACACUCCACAUAAUCCUGUCGGAAAAGUUUUUACAUUAGAUGAAUUACAGUUUAUUGCUAAUUUAGCUAAGAAAUGGAAUACACUUGUUAUAUCGGAUGAAGUUUAUGAAUGGAUUGUGUAUGAACCAUACAAACACAUUAGGAUCGCAACAUUACCUGACAUGUAUGAACGUACAAUUACCAUUGGUUCUGCUGGUAAAACAUUCAGUGUGACUGGAUGGAAAAUAGGAUGGGCCUAUGGUCCAGCUAAUUUGUUGCGAAAUUUACAAAUUGUUCACCAAAAUGCUGUAUAUACCUGUUGCACACCUAUUCAAGAAGCAGUGGCUAUUGGAUUUGAGCAAGAAUUAGCAAGAUUUGGUCAACCAGAUUGUUACUUUGUGAGCUUAGCAAAAGAGCUGGAACCUAAACGGGAUUACAUGGCUAAAUUUCUUACUGAUGUGGGAAUGGUGCCGACAGUUCCUGAAGGUGGUUACUUUAUGGUAGCAAAUUGGUCUGCUUUGGAAAAUAAGGUUAAAUUAGAGGAAGAAACAGAUGAAAAUAAAGAUUAUCGAUUCACAAAGUGGAUGACAAAAAACGUUGGAGUUCAAGGAAUUCCUCCUUCCGCAUUUUAUAGCGAUGAACAUAAACACCUGGGGGAAGAUACUGUUCGGUAUUGUUUUAUAAAGAAAGAUGAGAAUUUAAAGAAAGCAGCUGAAAUUUUGAUGAAGUGGAAACAAUAGUAGUUAUCAAAAACGUUAUAUUUCAUAUUUUUACUACGAAAGUCCUUAUUAUUUAGCAAUCACUGUUAUAUUUAAAUAUUCUACAGUUUAUAAAAUUGUAGGCACUGUGCAACGAAAUUGUAUACUUUAUACGGAGAAAUCUCCGCGUAACCACUUCUUUGCAUCCUUAGUAUCAGCUCCAAAAGUUUU
Messenger RNA from Nomia melanderi (Alkali bee), 1813 nucleotides. It is a transcript of the gene Kyat, whose product is annotated as Kynurenine aminotransferase. Gene Ontology annotation, cellular component: mitochondrion; cytoplasm. The record is from RefSeq and is a predicted model, not a curated record. Gene Ontology annotation, molecular function: pyridoxal phosphate binding; L-kynurenine:2-oxoglutarate transaminase activity. NCBI's taxonomy places the organism in Eukaryota, Metazoa, Arthropoda, Insecta, Hymenoptera, Halictidae. Gene Ontology annotation, biological process: biosynthetic process.